GGGGAGAGCUUGUAGAUCCUCCUCCCAACGUGUUGGAUUAAAGGGAUCGGGGACAGCGGCAGAUACCUGAGGCACUCGGGAGGGAGGCUGCCUCCGGCACCUUCUGACCGGACCAGGGAGAAAGAGGGCUGUCAGUGCCAGAGAGGGGACAAUCAGAGUUGUGGCACUCGUGCCGCUGCUCCCGCAGCUGCUGCUGCCGCCGCUGCCGGACUCAGGGCAGGAGCAGGUCUCCCUCAUCCGCUCUACGAUGUGGCGUCUGCUGCCUCUUUUUUGCUGGGGUCUCUCUCUGGUUUCUGGCUGGACGGCGUUUCAGCAGAUGCCCACGUCGGGAAAUUUCAGCUUUAGCUUCUUCCCACCCUCUUCUUCCUCCUUCUCCUCCUCCUCCUCUUCCUUCCCGCAGGCGGCCUCGCCGCGGCAGCGGCAGGAGCGGGAGCCCCGGCGGUCGCUGGCGGGGGCGCUCCCGCCGCCCCCGCCGCCGCCGCUUCUCUCCGACGCCCAGGAGAACAAAGUGGAGAAGCUGGGCCAGUCCUUCAAGCGCAACGUGAGGAGGCUCCGCGAGCGGAGCCACAGCCUGGACCUGGUGUUCCUGGUGGACGAGUCCUCGAGCGUGGGCCACGCCAACUUCCUCAACGAGCUCAAGUUCGUCAAGAAGCUGCUGUCCGACUUCCCCGUGGUGCCUAGCGCCACCCGCGUGGCCAUCGUCACCUUCUCGUCCAAGAACAACGUGGUGCCGCGCGUGGACUACAUCUCCUCCAGCCGGGCGCACCAGCACAAGUGCUCGCUGCUCAACCGCGAGAUCCCCAAGAUCGCUUACCGAGGCGGGGGCACCUACACCAAGGGCGCUUUCCAGCAAGCCGCGCAAAUACUACGUCAUUCCCGAGAAAAUUCAACCAAGGUUAUAUUCCUCAUCACUGAUGGUUAUUCCAACGGAGGAGAUCCUCGACCAAUUGCAGCUUCUCUACGGGAUUUUGGAGUGGAGAUCUUUACUUUUGGUAUAUGGCAGGGAAACAUCCGAGAGCUGAAUGACAUGGCUUCCACCCCAAAAGAAGAACACUGCUAUUUGCUUCACAGUUUUGAAGAAUUUGAGGCAUUAGCUCGUCGAGCACUUCAUGAAGAUCUGCCCUCUGGGAAUUAUAUUCAAGAAGAUAUUUCUCAUUGUUCCUAUCUCUGUGAGGCUGGCAAGGAUUGCUGUGACACAAUGGCAAGCUGCAAGUGUGGCAUUCACACUGGACAGUUUGAAUGCAUCUGUGAAAAGGGGUACUUUGGAAAAGGACUGCAGCAUGAAUGCACAGCUUGCCCAUCAGGAACAUAUAAACCUGAAGGCUCACCAGGAGGAAUCAGCACUUGUAUCCCAUGUCCUGAUGAAAACCACACGUCCCCACCUGGAAGCACUUCCCCAGAGGACUGUGUCUGCAAGGAAGGAUAUCAGGCAGCAGGCCACACAUGUGAAGUGGUCCACUGCCCUGCCCUGAAACCUCCUGAAAACGGCUACUUUAUUCAGAACAUCUGUAACAACCACUUUAAUGCAGCCUGUGGAAUCCGUUGUCAUACUGGAUUUGAAUUAGUGGGAAGCAGCAUUCGCCUCUGUCAACCCAGUGGUUUGUGGUCUGGUUCAGAAAGUUUCUGCCGAGUUCGGACAUGUCCUCAACUCCGCAAGCCUGAGAAUGGUGAAAUCAGUUGUACAUCAGGUGAAACAUUAUACAGAACAGUAUGCUCGAUUACCUGUGAUGAGGGCUACAGAUUGGAAGGGAGUCCCAGACUCACUUGUCAAGGAAAUUCUCAGUGGGAUGGAAUAGAACCCCGAUGUGUGGAACGCCAUUGUCCCACUUUUCUGAAGCCCAAAGGUGUGAUCAUUCACCCAUCAAGCUGUGGAAGAGGACUAGCUAAGAUUGGUACUGUGUGUCAAUUAAGUUGUCCCCCAGGUUUCGUCUUAUCUGGAGCCAGGGGAGAUGUAAGAUGCACCAGUUCGGGGAAAUGGAGUGCCAAAAUUCAGACAGCUAUUUGUAAAGAUGUGGAGGUUCCUCAAAUCAUUUGUCCUAAAGACAUUGAAGCCAAGACCCUAGAACAGCAAGACUCUGCUAAUAUCACUUGGGUCGUACCAACAGCAAAAGAUAACUCUGGUGAAGAGGUAUCGAUUCACGUUACUCCAGCUUUUACACCACCUUACCUUUUCCCAAUUGGAGAGGUUGCUAUCACAUAUACAGCAGUUGACCAGUCCAGAAACCAGGCCCGUUGUACUUUCAAUGUCAAGGUUAUUGAUGUAGAACCGCCUGUCAUUGAUAGGUGCCGAUCCCCACCUCCAAUCCAGGGCCCCAGGAAAGAAUAUGCAGCAACCUGGGAUGAGCCUCAAUUCUCAGACAACUCAGGAACUUUACUGAGCAUCACUAGAACUCAUUCUCCAGGAGAUCUCUUUCCCCAAGGAAGGACCACAGUACAAUAUACAGCCACUGAUCCCUCUGGCAACAACAGGACAUGUGAGAUUUAUGUUGUCAUCAAAGGUUCUCCCUGUGAGGUUCCAUUCACUCCUGUCAAUGGAAAUUUCAUAUGUACCAAUGACAGUGUUGGUAUUAAUUGCACACUAAGUUGCCUAGAAGGCUAUGAUUUUACAGAAGGAUCUGCUGAAAAAUAUUACUGUGCCUAUGAAGAUGGAAUAUGGAGACCCCCAUAUUCUACUGAAUGGCCAGACUGUGCUGUAAAUCGCUUUGCCAAUCAUGGAUUCAAAUCCUUUGAGAUGCUCUACAAAACAACAGGCUGUGAUAACAGUGAUCUCCUGAAAAACUUUUCUAAAGCUUUUGAGACUACUCUUGGUGAAAUGGUGCCAUCAUUUUGUAAUGAUGCUGAUGAUAUUGACUGCAGACUGGAGGACCAGACACAAAAACACUGCUUAGAGUAUAACUAUGACUAUGAAAAUGGCUUUGCAAUUGGACCCGGUGGUUGGGGCGUGGCAAACAAAGUGGAUUAUUCUUAUGAAGAUUUCAUGGAUGUCGUUCAAGAGCAGCCUCAGAAGCCUGUGGUCGGGACUGGUAAAAGUCAGUCUUCUCGGAUCAAAAGGCAUGAAAAACGUAGCACCUCAACAUCUGACCAUAAAAUUAAGUUAAUAUUUAACAUUACAGCAAGUGUACCUUUACCUGAUCAGAGAAAUGAUACUCUGGAAUUGGAAAAUCAGCAACGACUCCUGAAGACACUAGAGACAAUCACUAACCGGCUCAAAAGGACUCUCAAUAAGGAACCCAUGUAUUCUUUUCAGCUUGCAUCUGAAAUGGUUGUAGCUGACAGCAAUUCAUUGGAAACAGAAAAGGCCUUUCUCUUUUGCAGACCAGGCUCAGUCCUACGAGGACGAAUGUGUGUUAAUUGCCCUUUGGGGACCUAUUAUUCUCUGGAGCACACUGUCUGUGAAAGCUGCUGGAUUGGAUCCUAUCAAGACGAGGAGGGACAAGUGGAGUGUAAACUUUGCCCGGCUGGUAGUUCCACUGAAUAUCUCCACUCAAGAAGCAUCUCUGAAUGUAAAGCUCAGUGCAAGCAAGGAACGUACUCACCAAAUGGUCUAGAAACUUGUGAAUCAUGUCCUCUGGGCACCUAUCAGCCAGCAUUUGGUUCCAAGAACUGCCUUUCUUGUCCAGAAAACACUUCAACUGUGAAAAGAGGAGCUGUGGAUAUAUCUGCCUGUGGAGUGCCUUGUCCAAUAGGAGAAUUUUCCCGCUCUGGCAUCAAGCCUUGUUAUCCGUGUCCCAGAGACUAUUAUCAACCCAACCCAGGAAAAUCCUUCUGCCUUUCUUGUCCUUUUUAUGGAACAACAACAAUCACUGGGGCCAGAUCCAUCACGGAUUGUUCGAGUUUUAGUUCAACUUUUUCAGCAGCAGAGGAAAGUAUCAUGCUGUCAGCCUCUCCUGGACAUAUCACCAAGAAGUAUGAAGUCAGCAGCCAGGUUUUCCAUGAGUGUUUUCUAAAUCCAUGUCAUAAUAGUGGAACCUGUGAACAAGUAGGACGGGGAUAUAUUUGUAGCUGCCUGCCUGGGUUUACAGGCUUGAAGUGUGAAAUAGAUGUGAAUGAGUGCAGUUCUUCACCUUGCCUCAACAAUGGAGUAUGCAGAGAUGGUAUUAGCAAGUUCACUUGUCAGUGUCCAGCAGGUUACACAGGUCAGCUCUGCGAGGGAAAUAUAAAUGAGUGUAGAUCCAAUCCAUGUUUAAAUAAGGCCACUUGUGUCGAUGGGAUUGAUGGGUAUCACUGCUCAUGUGUGAGAGGAUUUAAAGGAAUUCACUGUGAAACAGAAAUCAAUGAAUGUCAAUCAAACCCAUGUUUGAACAAUGCGGUUUGUGAAGAUCAAAUAGGGGGAUUCUUGUGCAAAUGCCUUCCUGGUUUUCGGGGUACCUGGUGUGAAAAGAAUAUAGAUGAAUGUCUCAGUAGUCCCUGCAAGAACGGGGGAACCUGCAAGGAUGGCAUCAACAGCUUCAGAUGUCAGUGUGUGGCAGGAUACACAGGGCCACUUUGUGAAGUGAAUAUCAAUGAAUGUGAUUCCAGUCCGUGCAAAAACCAGGCCACCUGUGUGGAUGAGCUGAACACCUACGUCUGUAAAUGUCGGCCAGGCUUCUCAGGCAGAAGGUGUGAAACAGAACAGUCUGCUGGUUUUAACCUGGAUUUUGAAGUUUCUGGGAUCUAUGGUUAUGUCAUGCUCGAUGGCAUACUCCCAUCUCUUAAUGCCAUCACAUGCACAUUCUGGAUGAGAUCUUCUGACAUCACCAACUAUGGAACUCCAAUCUCUUAUGCAGUUGAGAAAGGAAGUGACAAUACCUUCCUUCUCACUGAUUAUAAUGGCUGGGUUCUUUAUGUGAAUGGGAAAGAGAGGAUAACCGACUGCCCUUCAGUCAAUGAUGGCACUUGGCAUCAUAUCUCAGUCACUUGGACAAGUACUGAUGGAUCCUGGAAAGUGUAUAUUGAUGGAAAAUUAUCUGAUGGUGGCACUGGUCUAUCUGUUGGUUCACCUAUCAGUGGAGGUGGUGCACUAGUUCUUGGGCAAGAGCAAGACACAAAGGGAGAAGGCUUCAAUCCAGCUGAGUCAUUUGUGGGUUCUAUAAGCCAGCUCAACAUUUGGGACUAUGUCCUGGCUCCAGAUCAGGUGAAAUCUUUGGCUACCUCUUGUCCAGAAGGACUCAGUAAAGGAAAUGUGUUGGCCUGGCCGGAUUUCCUAUCAGGAGUUGUUGGAAAAGUGAAGAUUGAUUCCAAGAGCAUAUUCUGUUCUGAUUGUCCAUCAUUAGACGGAUACGUACCUCAUCUGCGGACCUUAACAGCAGAGUUAAAACCAGGCUCUAAAGUCAGUCUUUUCUGUGAUGCCGGUUUCCAGAUAGUCGGGGAAGCUGUUCAAUACUGUCUGAAUCAGGGACAAUGGACUCAACCACUGCCGCACUGUGAAAGAAUUGGCUGUGGGGUACCACCACCUUUGGAGAAUGGCUUCUAUUCUGCUGAGGACUUCUAUGCAGGAAGCACAGUCACCUACCAGUGUAACAAUGGCUAUUAUCUACUGGGUGAUUCAAGGAUGUUCUGCACAGACAACGGAAGCUGGAAUGGCAUCUCACCUUCAUGCCUUGAUGUCGAUGAAUGUGCAGUUGGAUCAGAUUGUGAUAAGCACGCUUCCUGCCUUAAUACAAAUGGGUCCUAUAUAUGUACAUGCAUCCCACCCUACACAGGAGAUGGAAAAAAAUGUGCAGAACCUAUAAAAUGUAAGGAACCUGGCAAAACAGACAAUGGUCAUUCUUCUGGUGAUAUUUAUACAGUUGGUGGAGAAGUGACUUUCUCUUGUGAAGAAGGCUAUCAACUAAUAGGAGUAACCACAAUUACAUGUUUGGAGUCAGGAAAAUGGAGUCACCAAAUACCAUUUUGUGAAGCCAUUUCCUGUGGUGGGCCUGUUGUUCCAGAGAACUGUGGUAUUGAGGGAUCAACAUUUACCUAUGGUAAUAAAGUGAUUUACAGGUGUAAUAAAGGAUACAAACUGGUUGGUGAAAAAGAAUCAUUUUGCCUUGCUAAUGGUGCUUGGAGUCAUGCUCCUCCCAUAUGUGAAGUAGUGAAAUGCCCCAGUCCACAAGACAUCAUAAAUGGAAAAUAUGUACUAAAUGGAUUAACUUACCUUUCUACUGCAACCUAUUCAUGUAAUAAUGGAUACAGCUUACAGGGACCUUCAGUUAGAGAAUGCACAGCUACAGGAAAUUGGAAUGCAGCACCCCCUGUGUGUGAGCUUGUCUUCUGCGGAGACCCUCCAGCCAUCAAAGACGCCAUGGCUGAAGGCAAUAAUUUUACAUUUGGAAACACCAUAACUUACAAGUGCAAAGAAGGGUAUACUCUUGUUGGUACUGAAACCAUUGAAUGCCUGGCAAGUGGCAUGUGGAGUGAAAGUGAUCAGCAGUGCCUAGCUGUUUCCUGUGAUGAACCUCCUACUGUGGAACAUGCCUCCCCAGAAACUAGCCACCGCUUAUAUGGAGAUGUUGCUUAUUACUACUGUGCAGAUGGCUAUAGCUUGGCUGGCAACUCCCAGCUGCACUGUGAUGCUCAGGGGCAGUGGGUUCCUCUGGAGGGCCAGGCUGUGCCUCACUGUAUAGCUGAUUUCUGUGAGAAACCCCCAGCUGUCCUAUAUAGUAUCCUGGAGUCUGUAAGCAAAGCCAGAUUUGCAGCUGGAUCCAUUGUGAGCUUUAAAUGCAUGGAGGGCUUUGUCCUGAACACCUCAGCUAAGAUUGAGUGUAUGAGAGGUGGUCACUGGAACCCUUCUCCCAUGUCAAUCCAAUGUAUUCCAGUUCGGUGUGGAGAACCACCAAGUAUCAAGAAUGGCUAUGCAAGUGGAAGCAACUACAGUUUUGGAGCUGUGGUGGCUUAUAGUUGCAACAGGGGAUUCUAUAUCAAAGGAGAGAAGAAAAGUACCUGUGAAGCCACAGGACAGUGGGGUAGUCGCAUACCUACCUGUCACCCAGUGUCUUGUAAUGAACCACCCAAAAUUGAGAAUGGAUUUGUGGAGCACAUAACUGGGAAGGUGUUUGAAAGUGAAGCAAGGUAUCAGUGUAACCCAGGAUACAAGAUGGUGGGAAGUCCUGUAUUUGUCUGCCAAGCCAAUCGCCAGUGGUACUGUGAAUCACCUCCAACCUGCAUUCCCCUCAGCUGUGGGAAACCUCCAUCUCUCCCAAAUGGCUAUAUCAGAGGAGAAAACUUUGAGGUGGGAUCCAAGGUUCAAUUUUUUUGCAACGAAGGUUAUGACCUUAUGGGAGAUGCUUCUUGGACGUGCCAGAAGUCAGGGAAAUGGAACAAAAAGCCAAACCAAAAGUGUAUGCCAGCCAAGUGCCCAGAUCCACCCCUGCUAGAAAAUCAACUUGUAUUAAAGGAAUUGGUUCAUGAAGUUGGCUUGGUGCAGUUUUCUUGUAAAGAGGGUUUUCUCCUCCAAGGACCCUCUAUCCUGAAGUGCUUGGCGUCACAACAGUGGAAUGGCUCUUUUCCUUUUUGUAAGAUGGUGCUUUGCCUCCCACCUCCACUCAUUUCCUUUGGUGUCCCUGAAUCUUCCCCUGCUCUUCAUUUUGGAAGUGUUGUCAAGUACUCCUGUGUAGAUGGGUUUUUCAUGAGGGGACAUUCCACCACCUCUUGCCAAGCUGACGGCACAUGGAGCUCUCCCCUGCCAGAGUGCAUUCCUGUUGAAUGCCCCCAGCCUGAAGAAAUCCCCAAUGGCAUCAUAGAUGUGCAAGGUCUUGCCUACCUUAGUACAGCCUUGUACACAUGUAAACCUGGCUUUGAAUUGAUAGGAAACAUGACCAUCCUUUGUGGAGAAGAUGGGCAUUGGCUCGGAGGAAAACCAACUUGUAAACCCAUCGAAUGUCCAAAGCCCAGGAAAAUUCUAAAUGGCAAACUUUCUUACACAAACCUCCAUUAUGGACAGACCAUCUCAUACUCAUGUGAUAGGGGUUUUAGCCUCAAAGGACCAAAAACUCUGAUGUGUUUAGAGACAGGGGAUUGGGAUGUAGCUGUUCCAUCUUGUAGUGCCAUUUUUUGUGAUCCCCCACAACCUAUUGAAAAUGGCUUUGUGGAAGGAGCAGAUUACAGCUAUGGUGCCAUGAUUAUCUACAGCUGUUUCCCAGGAUUCCAGUUGAUGGGCCAUGCCAUGCAAACCUGUGAUGAGUCAGGGUGGUCUAGCUUUAUACCAACAUGUCUUCCCAUAGAUUGUGGUCUUCCUCCCCAUAUUGAUUUUGGAGACUAUGUGAAAGUUAAAGGACAAGAAGGAUAUUUUGAUCAAGAAGAUGAUGCUAUGGAAGUCCCAUACCAUACUCCUGACCCUCCUCAUUCACUUAGUCCAGUGGACAGUAACCAGAAAAACAAGAAAGGUGCUACAGCUAUACAGACACCAAACUUUUUAUAUGGUACUCUAGUUUUAUAUUCUUGUAACCCUGGACAUGAGCUUUUGGGUAAUCCUAUAUUAAUUUGCCAGGAAGAUGGGACUUGGAAUGGCAGUGCCCCUGCCUGCAUAUCAAUAGAAUGUGACUUGCCUAGGCAGCCAGAGAAUGGCUUUUUGCAUUUUACUGAGAAUACAAUGGGCAGUGUAGUGCACUAUAGCUGUAAUCGAGGCCAUGUGUUGGUGGGCUCUAGCAAAAGACUUUGUCUGUCAAAUCGACAGUGGAGCAAUGCUGCCCCACACUGUGAGGUAAUUUCAUGCAAUAAGCCAAAGCAGCUAAUGAAUGGAUCUAUUCAAGGAGGAAAUUACACGUACCUGGGUGUGUUACAUUAUUCAUGUAACCCUGGGUUUGAGCUAAAUGGCUCCAACAGAAGAACCUGUCAGGAAGAUGGUCAGUGGGAUGGGAAUGAGCCAGUUUGCAUCCCUGUGACUUGUGGUCCACCCCCAGUUUCAGAGAACAGCCAGGUGAGUGGGGAUGAGUACACAUUCCAAAAGGAGAUUAUGUAUACUUGCAAUGAAGGAUUCCUGCUUGAAGGGGCUGGGAGCCGAGUUUGCCUGGCCAAUGGGAGCUGGAGCGGAAUCACUCCCAUCUGUGUGGCUAUUAAGUGUCCUGUGCUGCCACAGAUUGUCAAUGGGGAAGCAAGUGGACUGGAACACAGCUUUGGGAAGGAAAUAGAUUUCCACUGUCACAAAGGCUAUGUCUUGCAUGGUACCACAAAGCUAAUCUGCCAGGUUGAUGGCACCUGGAAUGGAGAGGCACCCCUCUGCAAACCAGUCAACUGUGGCCCCCCUGAAGAUCUCUCCCAUGGCUUCCUAAAUGGCUCCUCCUUUUCUUUCGGAGACCAGGUACAGUAUAUGUGCUUUCCUGGUUAUGAGCUCCACGGCUCUCCUUUGACGCAGUGUCUCUCCAAUGGCUCCUGGAGUGGUAGUCCCCCUUCUUGCCUGCCCUGUGAGUGUCCUGCGCCCCUGAUUCAAAAUGGGCUCGUUGUUGGGGAAGAUUUCAGUUGUGGAAAGGUUGCCCAGUUUCAGUGCCUGGAAGGCUUCAAGCUUCUAGGGCCUUCUGAAAUUACUUGUGAGUCAGCAGGACAGUGGAGUACUGGCUUUCCACUCUGUGGACGCAUUUCUUGUGGUCCCCCACCAACGAUCUUGAAUGCAUUCAUCAAUGGGAGCAGUUCCCUGGAGGAGAAUACAGUAACCUACAGUUGUGUGACUGGCUAUGUCAUGCAGGACAAGUCUGACUUGAUUUGUACACAGAAAGGGACAUGGAGUGAGCCCUAUCCAAGCUGUGAGCUCCUCUCCUGUGGACCACCACCUCCUGUAGCUAAUGCAGUGGCAGCUGUAAAGGCACACACUUAUGGAAGUAAAGUCCAGCACAGGUGUCUGAAAGGUUAUGAGAUGGCAUCAGAUACAGAUACAAUGACUUGUCAGAAAGAUGGGCAUUGGUCACCUGACAGUAUUUCCUGUAUUCCUAAGAAAUGCCCCCUGCCAACAGAAAUGGACAAGAUACUUGUUCUUGGUCAUGAGUUCAGUGUGAAUAAACAAGUUUCUAUAUCAUGCAUAAAAGGAUACACAUUGGGGGGAGCAAACACUUCAAUGUGUCAGCUCGAUGGUACUUGGGAUCCACCAUUCUCUGAUGAUUCUUGCACUCCAGUCUAUUGUGGGAAACCUGAAACUCCAGAGCAUGGGUUUGUGAUUGGCACACAGUACAGCUUCAAAAGCACAAUUAUUUACCAGUGUGAAGCUGGUUAUGAGUUAGAGGGUGACCCUGAACGUUUCUGCCAGGAAAACAAACAGUGGAGUGGAGCAGUAGCUCUCUGCAAAAAAAUCAGUUGUGAAGCUCCAAUCCAGUUGGAGAAUGGGAGGGUUGAAUAUGAAAAUGAUACAAUCGGUCCAAUGGUGAUAUACUCCUGCAAUAAAGGAUAUACCCUGGAAGGAGAGCCUAUUGCAGAAUGCACUGAAAAUGGAAGUUGGAGCCACCCAAUACCUUUCUGUAAACCAAACCCCUGUCCUGUACCUUUUGUGAUCCCUGAGAACUCUCUUCUUUCUGAGAAGGAAUUUUAUGUUGGUCAGAAUGUAUCUAUCAAGUGCCGAGAAGGCUAUCUGCUACAGGGCCAGGCUGUCAUUACCUGUAACCCAGAUGAAACAUGGACACCAACAAGUGCUAAGUGUGAAAAGAUCUCUUGUGGACCUCCAGCUCAUGUUGAAAAUGCAAUUGCUCGUGGUAUACAUUACCAAUAUGGAGACCUGGUAACCUACUCCUGCUAUAGUGGAUAUAUGUUGGAAGGCUCCCUUAGAAGUGUUUGCUUGGGAAAUGGAACCUGGACAUCACCACCUACUUGCAGAGCUGUCUGUAGAUUCCCAUGUCAAAAUGGAGGAGUUUGCCAAAGGCCCAAUGCAUGCACCUGCCUGGAAGGCUGGAUGGGACGCCUCUGCGAAGAACCAAUAUGUAUUCUUCCCUGCCUGAAUGGUGGACGCUGUGUGGCACCAUAUCAGUGUGAAUGCUCAGCUGGGUGGACGGGUUCCCGCUGUCAUACAGCUGUUUGCCAGUCUCCCUGCUUAAAUGGUGGGAAAUGCAUAAGACCAAAUCGAUGCCAUUGUCUCUCAACUUGGACAGGACAUGAUUGCUCAAGGAAAAGAAAAGCUGGGUUUCAUCCCUUCUAAGUGUCCACAGCAAAGCAGCCCCUCUCAAAAAGACCAGAUCAUCUCUCUCAGCCAGUCCUAGGGAUUCUGGAACAUGGACAUUAACAAUCCAACAUGGUGCUGGGUUUUUUUGGAAAGUUAUUUUGUUAUUUUUGUUGUCCUUGUUUUUGUCUCUAUUUUAAUUUUGUGAUAUAUUUUUCUUUGAGUUUUCCAUUAAAAAUCUGCCUGUAUUUUCAUAUGCAAAAAUGUAUAUUAAAUAUAUGCUGCUACACUCACACAAAAUGUACAUAUUCUGCCACCUAUUAGGGAAAUUUCAUUUAUACAUUUUCAUCACUUUUUUAAUUCCUUUAAAUAUAUUUAUCAAAUAUAAGUUUCACUGCCAAGCAGUGUAAUACAGGCUUGCCAUUCCAUGGACUUCUUAAAACCACAGCAUAACCCAGAAGCCAAGCCAUAGCUAUAUAACUGGGUGCAUUAAUGAUAUGUAAGCUAUCCCACAAUUCUCUAGCACAGUUCUUAGCCACCAUACUCCAUGAGGAUGAAUAAAUGAAGAAGAGCUCAUCCCAUCUAUAUAAUGUGGCAUCAUUUUCUUGGAAAUGUUUAUAACAACAAAUUUUUCCUCUUAACUUGGCUAGAUUUUUAGUGAUUAGACUGACUACUCCCCCUCACAACUCCCUCAUAUGAGAAGCUAUAGACAGCAGGAAUAACCAGUUGCCAUGGAAAUAAAAGAAGCAAAGCUACUAUUUUUUUUUCUCCAAACAGGAGACACAGAAAGAGAAGGCAGGAUUCAUAGUAGAAAGAAACCCCUAGGAAAAAAAGAGCUACAAAGGCAUUCGUUUAGUUUGGUUUUUGUUUGCUUUUUACCAGAAUUAUGAUUUCAUCAGUGUAGCAAGCUCCUGAUGAGGGACUUCCUCUACCAAUCAGAUACAUGAGCAUCUUCUCUGAAACUUGUAGUCUUAGAAUUCUCUAGGACACUGACAAGUUAAGUGAUUUGCCCACAUCUUCUCAACUCCAAGGCCAGCUCUUUAUACACUAUGCCAGGCUGCCUUUCUUAGGGCACAUUUCUUAAAGGAGCCCCUUUCCCUCUCUCCAGUUCCAAUCUCAUACCUGUAUCUGCUAAAUUCAUUACACACAAAUGCCCUAACUGCAACCCUCCCUACCCCACCACACCAGAAAAACAAAGCCAAACAAAAAACCAAACAAACAAAGGCAACCACAACCCUAUCUCACAUUUUUGGGAUGACAAUGACUGAAAGGCAGUGGAAAAUGGACCAGAAGCACAUUUUAUAAUAAAUAAGGGAAGAGAGGAGAGAGAAAAAAGGAAUGUAUGGAAGAGAAGACAAAAAGAGUUGGAGGAAAUGGAGAGAGAAAAGGAGGAUGCUAAGCCACUCACUCUAGAGCAGUCAGGGGGCUCAGAAGUGAGAGAGGGAAUACAAGUGAGGGAGAGUAUUCCUAUCCAUCCCCAAACAAAAAGCAUCAUAUUAUCUCUCUAGAAUCUCUCUUAGAAGGGUCUCAAAGCUCACCAUCUCCAGAACUUUCUGUUCUACCAUGAUUAGUGGUUUAGUUCCUGGCUUUGCCAUUUAGAAUUGAGUAGCCUAUUCCUGGAUGCCAAGAAAUUCCUGGAAUUUCCAAGUUCUUGGAAAUAAAUAAGUGCUAUGCAUUGAGUAAAAUUUAGGGGAAAAUAUAGGAGAGAAAAUCUGACAUGAUUUGAUUUUGGAACUAAAGUUUCACGACAAGUGAGGAAUUUUCUGCUCCAUAAGUUGCCAUUGACAUUUGACUAAAACACCCUUGAAAAGAAAUGUCUGGCACUUUGCUCUGUAUUAAAAAAAAAAUCAAUACACCUCAAAUAUAUCAUGCAUACAUGCACAUUCCUAUUCUAAUCUAGCCUUUUCAGGUAGGGCAAGGCAAUGAGAAGUCUCAUAGAAGCAUAGAGAUAGAAGGGACAUCAGAGAUUAUCUGGUCCUACCCCUUCAUUUUACAGAAGAAGAAACCUAGUCCAAUAGACUUACUCAAUGUCACACAAUUAUGUGGUGUCAGAGGCAGGUAUGAAACCAGGUCCUUUGAUUCCAACUAAUAUUGCACACAAGGGAGAGUGGUGAUGUAAAAUGAGGAAGACCUGAGUUCAAAUGCAUGACCCUGGAUAAGUCAUUUCUUGCGGCCUCAAUUUUUCAUCUGUAAAAUGAGAGGGUUGGACCAGAUGGACACUAAAGUCCCUUCCAAGGUUAAAUCUAUGACUUUUUCACUAUAUUUCAGACAAAUAAUAGUAACAUCAACUAAGAGAAGUUCAGUAUAGUAGAAAGAGAACUAGACUUGGAAAUUGAGAGUCUCGAGCACUGACUACAAGUGCUUUGGUUAAACUCUUUGAGCCUCAGUUCUCCUCCCUUAUAAAAUAGGAAUGAAAAUAUUUCCACCACAUUUCCACUGUUACAUAUACUUGAGAGGAAAUCAUUAUGUACAUGUAAAAUUGACAUUCAUAAUGAGUAGAGUGGUAGAAAGAACUUUGUAAAUAUGGAAGAACCCAUGUAUACUGAUCCAAUAAAUGGUCUAGCUACCUUUGACUUUCUCUGCCCCUACUUUCCCCCCUUUCCCACCACUUGACCAAUUAUCACUGAUAUUAGAAAGUAGAUUCAUUUUUUGGGAAGGCAUGUGCGGGUUGGGGUGGACAUGAUGACCCCAAGCGUUUAUUCUAUGAUUCUGUGAUUCUAAGUAUUUUAUUCUUCAUGUCUACCGUUUCCAGUAGAGAACUAACCCCAACAGAUAGAAGCAGAUCCUUUCAGCUAUGACUAUAUGAUCCUAUGAGCAUGAACUAUUGCUUUGACUUCUGUUUGGGGAAUCAUCAAAGUUGUGAAUCUUCUGAAACCAGGAUAAGUCAUACCUAGAGAGUUGGAAUAAAUCUCAGAGGCCAACUAGGCCAACACCCUCAUUUACAAUUGAGCAAACUGAGGCCAAACAGGGUUACAUCAAUCAAUCAAUAAACAUUUAUGAAGCAGAUACUAUGUUCUAAGCACUGUUCUAAGUACUAAGGAUAUAAAAAGAGGCAAGAAACAGUCCCUGCCCUCAAGGAGCUUACAAUCUAAUGGUGAUUUGACCAAAAUCACACAGGUAGGAAAGUUGAGAAUCAGGAUUUUGAACCCAGGUCCUUUGACUAAAGCCAUUGCAGCUUUUUCUGUACUACACCGCCUCACUCCAUUCUUCUUCUAAGUCUUAGGAUAAGAAGUGAAGGUAAGGGGGCAGCUAGGUGGCACAGUGGAUAAAGCACCAGGCCUAGAUUCAGGAGGACCUGAGUUCAAAUCCAGCCUCAGACACUUGACACUUACUAGCUGUGUGACCCUGGGGAAGUCACUUAACCCGCAUUGCCCCUCGCCAAAAAAAAAAAAAAAGAAGAAGAAGAAGUGAAGGUAAGACAUGAUGACCACUGCUAGAAGUGCCUGGGCUCAAAUCCUACCUCAGCUUCAAACCUUAAAUUGACCUUGGGCAAUUCCUUUAACCUCCUGAGACCUGGUUUCCUCACGUGAAAAACAAAGGAGUUGAAUCUCAUGUCCUUUAAGAUCCCUUCCAGUUCUAAACCUAUUAUCUAUAAUCCUUUAUUCAGGAUAAUAUUAGUACAAGUGAACAAGGUCAAAGCAAAUUUAGGGAGGCUAGGCAGAAAUGCAGGCCUCACUGGUGUGUCAAACUAUAACAAAAUCCUUUUAUGAUGCUGGUAUAGAGGAACAGGACCCAUUUUCUAAGUUAAACCAAGUUAGAUUAUAUGAAGUAUAUGUUGGGUAGGGGAAGGAAUGUGAUUUGUAUACCAAAAUCCUUAAUACUAGUUAACUAUGUCAUAAUAGAGUUCUGACCAGACAUUUGGGAAGGGGAACACUGGAAUAGGAGCCAGAUGACUGGGUCUUGGUCCUGUCUCUAUCCUGGAGCAAGUCACUUCUAGAAAAGCUGCAAUGGUAGUAGAUAGAGCACUAAGCUUGGAGUUAGGAAGACCUAAAGUUCAAAGCCUGCUUCUGACAUUUGCUAGAUGUCUAACCCUGGGGUCAUUUAUUCCUGUUUGCCUCAGUUUGCUCAACUAUGAAAUGGGGAUAAUAAUAAUAAUACCAGCUAUUUCACAGGGUUUUUUUUAUGAGAAUUAAAGAAGAUGAUAUUUGUAAAGCUCUUAGGACGGUGUCUGGCAGACAGUAGGUACUAUAUAAAUGCUAGCUAUUACUGUUAUUAUUAUUAUGUCUCUGGAUUUGUUUUCCCAACUAUACAAUGAGGUGUUUAAGGUUCUGUAUAUUUCUUAACAUUUUCAGUCUAUGGGAAACAAGGUAGAUGUCUUUGCUAUUAUAAUGCCAUUAUCAACUGGGAAGAGCUAAAGAGUAGCUAUGAUUCCUUUGGAAGCCAAUGCAGGGGG
Molecule: messenger RNA, 15428 nt
Organism: Dromiciops gliroides (monito del monte)
Lineage: Eukaryota; Metazoa; Chordata; Mammalia; Microbiotheria; Microbiotheriidae
Gene: SVEP1
Product: sushi, von Willebrand factor type A, EGF and pentraxin domain containing 1
Exons: 48
Coding region: 248-11074 (3608 amino acids)
Biological process (GO): negative regulation of complement activation, classical pathway
Molecular function (GO): calcium ion binding
Source: RefSeq, a predicted model, not a curated record